Neospora caninum is the source of this 1263-nucleotide messenger RNA. RefSeq lists its product as hypothetical. Bases 1 to 1263 code for a protein of 420 amino acids. NCBI's taxonomy places the organism in Eukaryota, Apicomplexa, Conoidasida, Eucoccidiorida, Sarcocystidae. The record is from RefSeq and is a predicted model, not a curated record. The transcript has 6 exons.
AUGAGGCAGCUCGCGUAUCCGUCCCUCCGCAACCUAAAGGAGGGGUUGUCAUCACACUCAGUGCGUAAAAAUGCGGUAGCCGAUGCCAAAAGAAAGAUUUUUGGAUAUGCUUGUGGCAUGCCUGGGGAAGAGCAGUGGGUGAAGCCCCUGCAAGGCCGACAAAUGAUGAAGUGGUACUGGCCAUCCAAGUAUAUGCUCCAGGAUGUCCAGAUGGCUCAAUAUUUUCAGAUGCAAGCCAUGCGAUUCGCCCCUCGGCCUGCCCAUGUGUCCCUGACAAAGUUGUCUGCCACGAUGGAAGAGUGCUGGCAGAAACGAGAUGCGGUCCGAGCGUUUUUUCGAAGUGUAGACGAAAAAGUUAUUCGCGAGAACCCGACGCUCCAAGACCUGUAUGGGUUGUAUCGGACGCUUUGCAUCGACGAUCCGCUCCAGUCUCCUAUUGACCCGGCGAUGUGGCGAAAUCCUGGAUUCACAUGGCAACACACUUCUGCCGACAAUCGUAAUGCGUUGAGCCCGACGAACAAGAAAGACCAGAGUGACCUAAGUGAUGAUACGGUGGCAGCAAGACGUUCCGAGGAAAAAGCUACAGAUAUGAGGCAACAUCCUCCGGCAAAUGUCAACAACGACGUGGCUGAUCUUCUUUUCUCCCGAACGGAGCAAUCCCAUGCGAUGCGCAAUGUGUGUGCGGCUUCACCACAAUUACAUGGUGGAAAGAGUAACCGAUUGCGUGAUCGCUUCCACAACGGAGCUCGUGAAGGCGAGACUGGCGAGGAGGGUUCACUGGAGGAGCCCAAGUCACUCGUUCUUGACACUGAAGCCCGUGGUAAAGCUGUAGCCCGGAGGCGGACCCAGGAGUGUUUGUUGGCUCUGUCAGCUUUGGCAGAAACUGGCGUGGGCCAAAGUGCUUCCGAAGGAAUGCAGCAGCCGGCGGUGCUCCGGAUAAAUGUGGGCCUCGGAGAUCGUGAAUCGGUGCAGGAUACCGCCGCCUUCAGGAGAAAGCAGGAACAAAGCCGACGCACACUGGAAGCUGCAUUAGACCGCGAUGAGCAGCUGGCGCGGUACCAUAGCGCGAAACAUCGGUUUUUUGACCCUUUGUUCAGAAGAAAGCGGUUGUCGUUUUUGGAUCGCUUUGCGCGCGAGCGCAUAAAGGGGGAGAAAGCUCGACAGCUAGGAGCACAGCUUUACGUCAAGCAUCCUGACCAGAAACCUGUGUGGCCAGACAACAAAGGUCUCCUCACGAGAAAGUGGCCCUCCCCUUUCCACUGA